This is a messenger RNA of Tripterygium wilfordii, 1879 nucleotides long. RefSeq names its product secretion-regulating guanine nucleotide exchange factor. NCBI's taxonomy places the organism in Eukaryota, Viridiplantae, Streptophyta, Magnoliopsida, Celastrales, Celastraceae. Bases 52 to 1401 code for a protein of 449 amino acids. The record is from RefSeq and is a predicted model, not a curated record. The transcript is spliced from 4 exons.
UCUAACAGACCCGCAAAAUCUCUCAGCGGCGGAUGCGAAUACAGAGAGAGCAUGAGGCAAUUUCUGCGGAUGCGAACGGUAUUAGAGAAGGAUCACUGGCUCCUCCUCAAUCUUGGAAUUAGAAAAUGCAUGAGCAGCAGCAGUGGAGGAUCAGUGUUUAGCUUUGGAGAUGACAGCCAAGGAGCACUUGGAUUGCCCACCUCGCUCACGGGCCUGGCUUCCGAUGCCUACGAGCCCACCGUCGUCCCUGGACUUCCCUCUGAUAUCACCGCCAUCGCUGCCGGCCACUACCACUCUCUUGCCGUCACUUCCCUCGGCCACCUCUGGGCCUGGGGCCGCAACAAGGAGGCCCAGCUUGGUCGCGGCCUUCUUGCUCCGAGAGAUACUUGGCGUGAACCAAAGAGAGUGGAAGGGUUGGAUAAUGUGAAAGUCCAUGCUGCAUUUGCAUCAGGAGUUGUGUCUGCAGCCCUUGGUGAUGAUGGUUCUUUGUGGGUUUGGGGAAAGUCUAAGAGGGGACAGCUGGGUCUCGGAAAAGACAUCAUCGAGGCUCUGGUACCUUCCAGGGUUGAAGCACUUCAGGGAGAGAAGAUAGCUAAGGUAUCAUUUGGUUGGGGGCAUUGUCUUGCACAGACAGAGGAUGGAAAAUUGUUCGGUUGGGGUUAUUCAGCUGAUGGUAGGUUAGGGAGAAUUGGGGAAUGCAUGGAGACAUCUCCCCUGGAUAGGAGAGUAGAUGGAGCAAAAGAUAACCAAAAGAAUUUCUCUACUAGAGCAGAAGUUGCUGAAAAGCAGGUUUUGGAUGGAAUCGAGGAGGAGAAGAACAUGCCAAUAAUCUGGGAACCUAGUUUGAUUGAAGACCUAUGUAGAGAUGAAGUUGUGGAUGUUGCAUGUGGUCUUGAUCAUUCGUUGAUUCUUUGCAGUAAUGGAAUCCUAUUUAGCGGUGGAAGUAAUAUAUACGGUCAGCUGGGCAGAGCAAAAAAUGAUUUAGGAUUGCUACCAGUAGAUAUAAGCUUCCGUCCCAUGUCCAUUGCAUCAGGCCUAGGCCAUUCUUUGGCAGUUUGCCAGGUCACAUCAUCAGAUGUUGAUGAAGCUGCCACAGGCAUUCUUUCAUGGGGAUGGAAUGGAAGUUCUCAGCUUGGAAGGACAGGGCCAGAGAACCUACCAUUGGUGGUUGAUGGAUUGGCUGGAGAAACUCCUAUUUCAGCAGCAGGUGGGCGAGUGCACUCCAUUGCUCUCACAUCUCAAGGAGAGGUGUGGGUUUGGGGCUGCGGUAAGAGUGGCAGGCUUGGGUUAGGUAGCUCCAUUGAUGAAGUUGGGCCAAUUUUACUUGACAGUUUAGAAGGUUGUGAAGUCUUACAAGUCGCAACUGGUUUUGAUCAUAAUCUGGUGCUUGUCGCUAAAUGAGGUACCUCCUUAUAAGUAUCACAUAAACCCUUAAACUUAUAAAAAAUGAUCAAUUCAACCCUCAAUAAACCCUUUUUGGUAAGUUUAAGGCUUCUGCGAUACUUAUCCCUUCUUAUAAUCAUAUUCUUUUGAUGUUCUAGCAUCAGCUCAUGUACCUUGCUCUUGUUCAUGGGCUCCAUAUGUAAUUUAAAUCUGGUUCAUACACCUCAGCAAUUGAGAUCAUUGGGAUCCUAGUUGUUAGGACGAGUAGCACCACUGUUUCAAGAAAAAACCCACUAUGAAAAAAAGUUAUUUCUUUCCAUGAAGUAAGAGCUGAUACUGAUAAAGUGGGUAGAGGACAUGUACCUUGCUCAUGAUAUUCAAGAUAGAACAUAAAUAGAAUUCAGAUAAACAAGCCUCCCAAAAAUUGUAAGGAUGUUUUCUUUGUGGAUUUAUAUGUAAGCUAACUAUAUGCUUUUGGAAUAUUAUUGGAUUGUAU